This is a messenger RNA of Pieris macdunnoughi, 891 nucleotides long. Lineage: Eukaryota; Metazoa; Arthropoda; Insecta; Lepidoptera; Pieridae. The record is from the annotation of a GenBank genome assembly.
AUGGCGCGUGUUGGAAGUGUUUCUUUUAUGUUAAGUUUUUUCCUUUAUUCUUCAUUGUUAUUAUGUUUUUUCACAAGCAAGGCUAGUGCAAAUAUUGACCUAGACGAGGACAAUUGGAGACAAAUUCUAGAAGGUGAAUGGAUGGUUGAAUUUCAUGCUCCAUGGUGCCCAGCAUGCAAUGCGUUAUCCUCAGCAUGGAAGGAGCUGUCAAAUAAGGCACAGAGCAAGAAAUUUUCAAUGAAAGCUGCUGCAGUGGAUGUAACAAAGUCACCUGGCCUAAGUGGUAGAUUUGUUGUAACUGCUCUGCCAACAAUAUUCCACGUAAAAGACGGUGAAUUCCGUCAAUACAAGGGUCCUCGUGACGCAAGCUCAAUGUUAGAAUAUGUGGAGAAAGCUCGUUGGAAGCAAACAGAAGCUGUACCCUCCUGGAAGGCACCUGAUUCAAUUCAGAUGGGUGUGGUCGCUCACUUCUUUAAACUCAGCCAGGCUUUGAGAAGUGUACACAAUAUGUUGAUGGAAACAUAUGGUCUACCAACGUGGGGAUCAUAUCUUAUUUUUGCUAUUGCCACAAUAUUUAUUGGAGCGUUGCUGGGAUUGAUUCUCGUAUGUGUCAUCGACCUCUUAUACCCCCCUCGUCGGGCUGACAAAGUGUUUAUAUCCCGAGCUGAAGCUGAAAAGAGAGGAGAAGAGAAAAAGUCGGAUGAUGACCUGAUAAAUGAUGAUAUCGUGGAUGAAGCUGAGAACGCAGAUAGUGACGCCGAGAAAAAUUCACCUAGUGAUACGUCAGACGACGACAAAGACAAGGCAAUGGGCGCGGGGGAAGGUCAGUCGGGGGAGGGGAAAGGGGACAAACAGGAGGUGCGCAAGCGCAGGUCACGGAAGGCUGACUAA